Carya illinoinensis is the source of this 2691-nucleotide messenger RNA. Its product is annotated as receptor-like protein 7. Gene Ontology annotation, molecular function: protein binding. The record is from RefSeq and is a predicted model, not a curated record. The coding region runs from base 1 to 2691 and encodes 896 amino acids. The transcript has a single exon. NCBI's taxonomy places the organism in Eukaryota, Viridiplantae, Streptophyta, Magnoliopsida, Fagales, Juglandaceae.
AUGCGUUUAUCGUUUUCUCUCAUCAUCUUGAUCGUGCACUUUCUUGUUUCAUUGAGCAUGUUUUAUCUUAUACUUGCUGCCUCUUCUUCUGUUGUGCAACCCCUGUGCCAUGAUGAUGAGAGAUUUGCCUUGUUGCAAUUCAAGGAAAGCUUCUUCAUCAAUCAGUCUGCGUCCGAAGAUCCCUCUGCAUAUGCGAAGGUUUCAUCGUGGAAGCCUGAUCAAAUCAGUGAUUGCUGCAAGUGGGACGGUGUAGAGUGCAAUAAGGACACUGGUCAUGUCAUCGCCCUCGAUCUCAGUAGCAGUUGUCUUAAAGGUUUUCUCAACUCCAAUAGCAGCCUCUUCCACCUUGCUCACCUCCAAAACCUCAAUUUGGCCGACAAUGACUUUACCUCUUCUCCAAUUCCAGCUACUUUUAGGCAGCUUUCAAGGCUAACAAAUCUCAACCUCUCAGCCUCUGUAUUUUCUGGCCAAAUCCCUUCAGAAAUCUUAGAGCUCUCCAAAUUAGUUUUCUUGGAUCUCUCAAAUAAUUUGUUGUUGAAGCUCCAAAAAUCUGGCCUAACAGUUAUAGCUCAAAACUUCACAAACUUGGAAGUACUAUCUCUUGACCAGGUUGACAUAUCAUCCAAUGUACCCAAUAUCUUGGCAAACUUAACUUCUUUAACAUCUCUAUCUCUAAUCGAGUGUGACCUGCAUGGUGAGUUUCCCGUGGGAAUUUUCCAUCUACCUAAUCUUCAGCGUCUUCAUAUUGGGAUCAACAAAGACCUCACGGGAUGUGUCCCAGAACUUAACAGAACUAGCCCUCUUGUAUUAUUGAGACUUGGAUCCACGAACUUCUAUGGUGAGAUACCAGAUUCGAUUGGUAACCUAAAGUUCUUGGUUCAAUUGACUGCGUGUUUUUGCAAUUUCUCAGGAGAAAUACCAUCUUCACUAGGUAACCUUACCAAUCUAAGUCUUUUAGAUCUUCAAUCAAAUAGGUUGCAGGGUUCAAUUCCACAGUCAAUAUCAAGGCUUGUAAAUCUUGAUACUCUGUUUCUCAAUGAUAACUAUUUGUGUGGCACGGUGGAGUUUGAGUUGUUUCUGAGACUCAGAAACCUCAUUAAUCUCCAAUUAUCUAGAAACAAUAUUUCAUUGCUUACAAAGCCCAGUAUCAACUCAACUUUUGCAAAAUUUAGUGUAUUAUACCUAGUUGAUUGUGACUUGGGUGAGUUCCCAGAGUUUCUGAAGAACCAAGAUCAGUUGGAGCUAUUAGAUCUCGGUGGAAACAAAAUUCAUGGCCAAGUUCCAAAAUGGAUGUGGAACGUAAGUAUAGAAACUCUCUGUGCUUUAUAUCUGGAUGACAACUUUCUCACCGGUUUCGACCAACUUCCGGUUGUGCUCCCCUACAUUAAUCUAAGGCACCUGACGCUUGAUUCUAACAUGCUUCAAGGGUCAUUGCCAAUCCCACCACCUUCCAUUUCUCUCUAUUCGGUCUCAAACAACAACCUGACUGGAAAAAUUUCACAUUUGAUUUGCAAUCUAAGUUCCAUAACUGGUCUCUAUUUGUCAAUCAACAACUUGGGUGGCCUUCUUCCUCAAUGUUUAGGCAACUUGAGUGGUUCUCUAUCAUUGGACCUACACGGUAAUAACUUUCAUGGAACCAUUCCUCGGAUCUGUGGUGAAGCAAGCAAAUUGAUGAUGAUUGAUUUCAGCCAAAAUCAUUUACAGGGGCGUGUACCGAGGUCAUUGGCCAAUUGUGCCAAGCUUGAAGCUGUUAAUCUUGGUAACAAUCAGAUACAUGAUAUUUUUCCUUCCUGGUUGGGUAUUCUUCCAGAGUUGAGGAUUCUCAUUUUGAGAUCUAAUGAGCUCUAUGGUACAAUAGGAAGUUCUGAUAGCAAUUUCGAUUUCCCGAAAUUGCACAUCAUUGACCUCUCAAAUAAUGAUCUUAUUGGCAAGUUGCCCUUUGAACACUUCCAAAAUUGGAAAGCCAUGCAAAUUUUUGAUUUCGAGAGCUCAAAGUACGUGGAGGAAAACCAAACUCUAGUUACAAUUGGAGGAGAUUACUUGACGCAUUCCUACUCUUACUCAAUGACAAUGAUCAAGAAAGGCACAGAAACACUAUAUGACAAAGUCCCUGAUUUCUUAGUAGUUAUUGAUCUCUCGAACAACAAAUUUGAAGGAGAAAUCCCAGACAUGGUGGGGAAUCUGAAAGGACUUAAUAUGCUCAACCUUUCCUCAAACUUUCUCACUGGACCUAUCCCUGUUACAUUGGCAAACUUGACAGGGCUAGAAGCAUUGGAUCUGUCUCAAAACAAGUUGUCUGGUGCGAUCCCUCUGCAACUAACGGUACUCACUUUCCUUUCAUACUUUAAUGUCUCCCAUAAUCGUUUGACAGGACCUAUACCACAUGGGAAACAGUUUGACACAUUCGACAACAGUUUGUUCAGUGAGAACCCUGAAUUAUGUGGUAACCCUUUGCCAAAGAAAUGUGGGAAUCCUGAGGACUCACUGCCUCCAUUUUCAAGCCGCAACUUAGAUCAAUUCUCAUUUGAAUUUGGUUGGAAAGUAGUCGCAAUGGGAUAUGGGGUUGGAUUCGUGUUUGGAGCUGUGUCUGGGCAAAUCUUAAUCACAAAGAAGUAUGGUUGGUUUAUGAAGACGUUUUCUAUUGGGCAGCCGAACCGAAGAAGGGUGAAUUGGAGAGGCCGCAAAAAUUAA